Nothobranchius furzeri (turquoise killifish) is the source of this 4786-nucleotide messenger RNA. RefSeq names its product VPS50 EARP/GARPII complex subunit (gene vps50). Gene Ontology annotation, biological process: retrograde transport, endosome to Golgi; endocytic recycling. Lineage: Eukaryota; Metazoa; Chordata; Actinopteri; Cyprinodontiformes; Nothobranchiidae. Gene Ontology annotation, molecular function: SNARE binding. Gene Ontology annotation, cellular component: EARP complex. The record is from RefSeq and is a predicted model, not a curated record.
CUUCACAAUUUUCCCUAGUUCCUGUUGUCACGUGACAGGCAACUAUGGCUUCCUUCUCGCAGUGACAGAGGGUCACUAUUGAAAACAAGGCAAAAAUUAAAGUUGUAGCCUUUUAUUUACCCCUUCACACCAGUAGGAUUUACGAUGCAGAAGAUAAAGUCUCUUAUGGCCCGUCAGGGUCUGAAAAGUCCCCAAGAGAGUAUGGCAGACCUGAGUCCUGUGGAGAACCUGAGGAUCCCGAGCAAGGAGGAGUUGCGGGAGCUGAGGGAGCUGCCCAUCGACCCCCAGGCAGAGCAGGAAAUCAUCGACAGCAUUGAGGAGGUCUACUUCUCCAGCGACUCCUUCGAUAUGGUGCAGCAUGAGCUGGAGAAACUCCCACCUGAGCUGAACCUGCAGGAGCUGGAGGAGUACAGAGACACGCUGAAGAAACAACAGGAUGCCGUUUCCAAAAAGGUGGCUGACCUCAUCCUAGAGAAGCAGCCUGCUUAUGUCAAGGAACUGGAGAGAGUGACGGCGCUACAGACCAACCUGCAGCUGGCAGCAGUCAUUUGCACUAAUGCUAGAAGACAACUUCGUGUGUCAAAGGAGGGGUUCACUGAGGCCAGCCUGGGUCUGUUAGCCAAUCAGAGGAGGCGACAACUGCUGACAGGCCUGCUCAAGUCCCUAAGGACCAUCAAGACCCUGCAAAGAACAGAUGUACGACUCAGCGAGAUGCUUGAGGAGGAAGACUAUCCGGGAGCUAUCCAGCUCUGUCUGGAAUGUCAAAAGGCCGCCAGCACCUUCAAACACUACAGCUGCAUCAGCGAACUGAAUUCUAAACUACAAGACACUCUGGAGCAAAUAGAGGAGCAGCUUGAUGUCGCCCUGUCGAAGACGUGCAAGCACUUUGAUAUUUUGCACUACACCAAGGUCCAGCUGGCCUACUCGCUCCUCGAUAAAACACAGACUGCUAUGGACCAGCUGCACAUGCACUUCACGCAGGCUAUCCACAACACAGUGUUCCAGGUUGUACUGGGAUACGUUGAGCUGUGUGCUGGGAACGCCGACACCAAGUUCCAGAAGAUGCAGUAUAAAGACCUCUGCACGCAUAUCACCCCCGACAGUUACAUUCCCUGCCUGAUGGAUCUCUGCAAGGCUUUGUGGGAGGUGAUGCUGAGCUACUACCGCACUAUGCAAUGGCAUGAGGAGCAUGACAAACAGGAUGCUUCUCCUACUCCAGAUGAGGCAGCAGCGUCUGAUGAGGUGAUGGUGGACCGGAGCUACGUGAAGAAGAAGCUGGAACAUGGACUCACCCGAAUCUGGCAGGAUGUCCAGCUGAAAGUGAAGUCGUACAUCCUGGGAACAGACAUGUCCAACUUCAAAUACGAUGAUUUCAUCGUGGUUCUGGAUGUCAUCAGCAGGUUGAUGCAGGUUGGUGAGGAAUUCUGUGGGAGUAAAUCAGAAGUUCUUCAAGAGUCGGUCAAACGUCAGAGCGUUAACUACUUUAAAAACUAUCACAGGGCACGACUGGAGGAGCUGAGGAUGUUUCUGGAAAAUGAGACGUGGGAGCUUUGCCCAGUCAAGUCGAACUUUAAUAUCGCCCAGCUCCACGAGUUCAAGUUCAUGGGCCAGUGUCACUCUCCGUCCAUUUCCCCGAGCAGACAGUCUGCAUCCUCAUCUGUCCCUCUCCAGGAGGAGCGGUCCCUGUUCCAGCAGUUCCUGCAGGACGGAAACCCCUUUGAGAUGCACAUUGAGCACAAGGAGGAAGAGACGGAGGAUGUGCUGGCAUCUAAUGGGUACGAGUCAGAUGAGAUGGAGAAAAGUGUGUAUCAGGACUAUGACAGCGACAGUGAUGUCCCUGAUGAACUGAAGCAGGACUACAUAGACGAGCAGACGGGCGAUGCCCCUCAGAACCGUGUGUCUAAAGAGAGCCAGAGAGGCAAGAAGAAGUCCGAUUACAACCUGAGCAAGGCCAACGCACCGAUUCUCACCAACACCACCCUCAACGUCAUACGGCUUGUUGGGAAGUACAUGCAGAUGAUGAACAUUCUGAAGCCAAUUGCCUUUGAUGUCAUCCACUGCGUGUCACAACUCUUCGACUACUACCUUUAUGCUGUGUACACCUUCUUUGGACGUAAUGACAUGCCUGUCCCAAGCCCAUCUCUGCCCUCUUACGGUGGCAGAGAGGCAGCCACUGCCAGGGUGGUGGGCCCUGCCUGCUUGUAUGAGUCAUCAGGUCUGGGCCUUAUCAGCAGCCGACUGAGAACCACCCUGAACCGGAUCCAGGAGAACCUCAUUGACAUGGACUCUUUAGGGGAAAACUCAGGAGUCCAUGGCUCGGCAGAAGACAGGAAGGAGAAGGUGCCAAGUCCUCAUCUCAGCCAGCUGGUGGUCCUCACCAACAGCGGGACGCUGUAUGGUCUGGCUCAGAGGGUGGUGGCCACCGAGUCUCUUGUGUUUUUGGCUGAGCAGUUUGAGUCCCUCCAGUCCCACUUGGACACCGUGAUGCCCGCUGCUAAGAAGCCUUUCCUACAACAGUUUUAUUCACAGACGGUCUCUACAGCCGGUGAGCUGAGGAAACCGAUAUACUGGAUCGUAGCAGCCAAGGCCAUCGACUACGAGCAGAUGCUGCUGCUAAUGGCUGGAGUUAAAUGGGACAUCAAGGAGAUAAUGUCGCAGCACAACGUGUACGUAGAUGUCCUGCUGAAGGAGUUUGAGCAGUUUAACAAGCGGCUGAGUGAUGUUUCUAAGCAAGUACGCAUCCCUCUCCCUGUGUCCAACGUCCUGUGGGAACACUGCAUCCGCCUGGCCAACCGGACUCUGGUUGAGGGCUACUCUAAUGUGAAGAAAUGCAGCAAUGAGGGCCGGGCCUUGAUGCAGCUGGAUUUUCAACAGUUCCUGAUGAAGCUGGAGAAACUGACAGACCUGAGACCGAUCCCUGACAAGGAGUUUGUGGAGACCUACAUCAAGGCCUACUACCUGACUGAGAACGACAUGGAGCAGUUUAUCAAAAACCACAGGGAGUACUCCAUGAAGCAGCUAGCCAACUUGGUAAAUGUUUGUCUGGGCUCACACAUAAACAAGAAGGCACGUCAGAAGCUUCUAGCAGCUAUCGAUGACAUCGACAGGCCCAAGAGAUAGACUCGUGAAGGGGUCAGAGGUCCCGCUGAGAGCUCACCAUCAAAUGUCAGCAAUCUAAUCGGAUGUGUUCAACAGGCUGGACAGUGGCGGAGACGCGGUUAAAAGUCCAAAACUCACUUAGCUGGUGGCUAACGACGUGUUUGUUUUGUCCUUUUAUGGUAAAAACUGCUGUUAGUUAAAUGUGACAAACUAAGGAUGCUGCAGUUCUCUGCUCAGAAGGACCCUGAUACAAAAACCAAGAAUUAAACCGUUCUGAAGCAAUGACCGCACUUCAGAUGAGUCUGAUUUCAUAAUGGUAUUGAGGUUUGAGAGUUACGGCUCGGUGUUGUUGUUGUUUACUGUGAUGAUUCAUUAGCUCAUCUCAUACUGUACGCCUGCUGUACAUUAGUUCGCUUCAGGCUGUUGGCGGUGCCUGGCUGAAUUCUCUGCUUCUGCGUUUUCUUUAUUUUGUCCACAAACAUGAUAAAUCUAAUAUAAAGCUGAUGAUUCUGAAAUUAAUAUAAAUUACAGUAGUUAGCGUGAAUUUGUCUGGAUUAUACUUGCAGUUGCUUGUUUGCUGUCUCAUAUCUGAGGAGGGAAUUGUGUUUUCAUCCAGGAGUUUGUUUUUUCUAGAGGAGAUGCAUCCCACCGCAGAUUCAAUGUGAUUGUCUCUGUUUUCUGCUUUGAAUUUAUGGAGGAAUCUAAAAUGUUAGUAGCAGAAGAGUGAUCCAUCAGGUUAAAGCCACUUCUGAAGUCUCUAGGUCAAGUUUACUAACUUCCUCCAAACCGGUAAAAAAACAACAACACUCCUUCGAAGAUGUUUCAUUCUUAAUUCUGCUCAAGAGGACAGUUUUAGAUUUCUAGUUAAAAACUUCAUAAUCAGAACACUCCACAUGUGAAAUUACAGAUUAGAUUUUCCUUUGGAAAUAACAGAAAAUAUUCAAUAUUCUUUUUUAAUUCUCGUGAAUGUAAUCAGCUUGUUCCAGUUGGUGAAAUUUUACAGAUGCUUCUGGUUAAAAUUUAAAACAAAUGCUUGGAAUGGUUAAGAGAGGAAUGUUUAGGCAACUCAGAAAAUGGGAUUAAAGGAAAUUAGUGCAAAUUUAAUCCCAGUUUAUUUGUAGUUUUACACAUAAAUUUCUGCAUCCAAAUGUGCAGAGGAGCCAAUUCACUAAUUGACAUUUAUAAAGAUGAGCCGUUUGUAGUUGAACAAUUUUUCAAAGUAGUUUUCAAAUGAGCUAAAAUCACUCAACAGUUUCAAACUUAAUUGUUAUAGUGAGAGAGCCUUUUAACUAAACAGCGUCAAACCACUAUUUAACACUGAUGAACGCCUGCUGGACUCAUCUGAACUCCGCAGUUACACACAUUAGUGGCUUUAACGUAUAAAUGUUUAGUAAAAAUGAACUAAAAUGUUUUCCCUCCCAAAUCGUCCCGAUGUCAGGCUAACCAGACCAGCGGGGAGCGCCACUAAAUAACCUGAGUUCUGUUGCAGCUGAGACUUGUUGUAAAGUGUGAAUAUUUAUUUCUCGCCUUGUUUUUGUUUGUUUUUCUAUAAGACCAGUGCUGGUAGUGUCACGUUUCACUCAUCCUGAAUCAGAUACGACAUUUAAACUGAUCACAUGUUGACCGUCCCGUGCUCUGUAGUGAAAACGUGUAACGAGUGCAGGAAACAAUAAACACACUAGCUAUG